AUGGGGUCAAGAAAAACAAAUGCAAGAGGAAGACAGUUACAAGAGGUAAUCGAUGAAGGUUAUAUCCACUGUAUUGAUGAUGAUAGUACAACAUUUGAAAAGAAUGAUUAUGAAGAAAAGAUUGACUGGAUAUUAGCCAGUCAACCACUCCAUUCAUUAAUAUCAAACGUCGAAACACAUCCAACAAUCGGUACAUUAAGUGACCACAAACCACUAACCUUCGAUAUACCAAUUGAAACUGAACCCAAACCUGCAUCUCCACGAUUAUCCCUUAAUUUCAAGGCAGCAAAUUGGCCAAAAUUUAGAAGUAAAUUAAAUGAACAGCUAAUGCUUUGGAACAAACAUCGUCAUAUAACUUCAUCAUUGGAUAUCGAAGAAUAUACGUCGUUCAUUACCAACAGCAUUACUGCAGCAACACAAGAAGCCAUACCAACAUCGAAACAUCUGAAUACAAACAUUAAACUAAGUGAAGCAACCAAGCAUCUGAUCCAGCUCAAACAUAAAACUUAUCGUAAAUGGAAGAAGACUGGAGAAGAUAGUGAAAAACAACAAUAUUAUAAAUACAAGGUGCUAUUAACAAAUUCACUUAGAAAUGACAGAAAAUUAAACUUUAACAAUCUUAUGUCGUCAUUAUGUAAAAAGAAAAUGUAUUCGGACUCAGUAUGGCUUACAAUUCGCAAGUUCCACAACAAGCGAAUUAAACAAAGUGACUUUAACAACAUAAAAAAUAACAACGUGACUGCAACAACAGAUAAGGUAAAAGCCGACCUAUUUGCUGAAUAUUUUCAAAAUGAAGUCUAUGUUAAAGCUCCUGACACAUUACCGUUUCAUCAGCAGGUGACAAGACAAACGUACAACAUUAAAAACGGAUCUUCUAACAUGAAACUAAACAAGUGGAAGAAGAUCACAAUAAAAGAAGUCAAAUGGAACAUCAAACAACUUCGUAAUAGUUCCACUAGGCCUGACAACAGACACAACAGAUGCUUGGAGAAUUACACCAAAUCACUUAUCCAACAUCUGACCACAUUAUUCAACUCCAUAUUAAAUACGGGUUAUAUUCCAAGUGGAUGGAAAAAUGCCAACAUAAUACUGUUAUUAAAGCCCAAUAAAGACAAACAACAACCGUCCAGUUAUCGCCCGAUUAGUCUCCUUAGUUGCCUCGGCAAACUUCUAGAGAAAAUAAUCAAGCAACGACUGAUGGUUAUACUGGAAUGGUGUAACAUUCUACCAGAACAUCAAGCUGGAUUCCGACCUCAAAAAAGCACCUUAAACAACAUCAUAAGGUUAACAAAAUAUGCACAAAAUCAUCUGCAUUCAAUUGGUCGUCGUCGUUAUGCAGCUGUUAUAUUAUUCGAUAUAAAAGCUGCCUUUGACUUUGUCUGGCACGAUGGACUAAAUUAUAAAUUAAAUGAAUUACGUCUCCCACAAUAUUUAACAAAUUAUCCAAUCUCUUUUGUACAAAAUAGAACUGCUGCAAUCGAAAUUGAAAAUAUACUAUCCAGACCAUUCAACCUUAAUAGUGGUACUCCACAAGGAUCUCUGUUAUCACCACUACUUUACAUCAUAUAUACGGCAGAUUCGAUGAAUGCAAUACCAGAACAUACAGAACAUGGUCUAUUUGCCGAUGACACCGCUCUAUGGACAUCAUCAAACACAACAACAAGCCUUAGUUCCAGGCUACAACAAUCCAUAGAUGCAUUUCAAAGUUGGUGCAAAUCGUGGAAACUAAAACUACAACCAACAAAAACUGAACUCGUCCAUUUCACUGUACAUCCAAGAAAAAAGUAUAAAAAUUCAGUCACAGUCAAACUAGAUGAUAUAAACAUUAAACCAUCAAAUUCCACAAGAUAUUUAGGCAUUAUUAUUGACAAAACGUUGAAUUGGAGAAGCCAUAUCCAUCAUAUUGAAUCGAAGAUAGCUGGCCGUAUAAGUCUGUUACGGUUUUUAAAUAGAGCAGCUUACGAACCUAAUAACAAAAUAAUGUUAAACAUCUUCAAAUCAGUUGCAGGAACUAUUAUCAUAUAUGGUUAUCCAAUUCUCCUUACAGCCAACGACAAAAUAUGGGAAAGACUGCAAAUUAUGCAAAACAAAGCCAUUCGUGCUGCAUUAGGAUUACCCAUAUAUACAUCCGUCGAAUAUAUACACAAAAUCACCAACAUUCCCAAAAUUAAAGAAUAUGCAGUUAUACUUCUGCAACGUUAUAUUCAAACAGCAACAUCAAACAACGACGUCGUAUUAAAAAACAAUUUACAAGAAAUAUUUAACAAACUUUAA
Rotaria sp. Silwood2 is the source of this 2274-nucleotide messenger RNA. Lineage: Eukaryota; Metazoa; Rotifera; Eurotatoria; Philodinida; Philodinidae. The record is from the annotation of a GenBank genome assembly.